This is a messenger RNA of Fusarium redolens, 2154 nucleotides long. RefSeq lists its product as uncharacterized. Gene Ontology annotation, cellular component: membrane. The record is from RefSeq and is a predicted model, not a curated record. The coding region runs from base 1 to 2154 and encodes 717 amino acids. Gene Ontology annotation, molecular function: carbohydrate:proton symporter activity. Lineage: Eukaryota; Fungi; Ascomycota; Sordariomycetes; Hypocreales; Nectriaceae. Gene Ontology annotation, biological process: carbohydrate transport; transmembrane transport. The transcript is spliced from 6 exons.
AUGACCUACGACGGACGGCAAGCUUGCCCCGAGCACCCGGAUUCACAAGCGACGUCAUUGCUCGCGUCCCGCAACGACCACGAUCGUGACUACGACGACGAUAGCGACGAUAACCGCCAACACCACCCCGACGUAGCCAAGUCUCAUCGCCGCUCGUCUCAGUCUGGCUCCGAAUCGUCGUGGACCGAUACCGGUGAUAUUGGCGAGCAGCUGGCCGACGAGCACGACCCUGUUCGUCUACAGCUCUCUUCAGACGUUGAGGACGAACUUCUGGCCAACGUUCAUCGCCGACAUCCCAAGCACGGCAACCAGAAGAGGGUUCGCAUCCAGGACUCACAUCACCACCGUCAUUCUCAGUCGCGAUCUGCCCUUAUCAACAAGGAGGCUAUCGAGGUUCCUAACUUCAACCCCCCAGGUCCCUCCCGCGCUGAACGUGUACUCGGCGCCAUCAUGGCUGGACGUACAGGUUCAAUCCAUGGCCUAACAGGCAAGGCCCUGAUACUGACCUCUACCAGCUACUUCACCAGUAUCUUCGUAUCACUCGGUGUUUUCCUUUUUGGAUAUGAUCAGGGUGUCAUGUCAGGAAUUAUCACUGGACCAUACUUUAUGGAUUACUUUGAUCACCCUUCCAAAGCAUACGUUGGUACUAUGGUUGCUAUCUUAGAGAUUGGUGCAUUCAUCACUUCCCUAAUGGUCGGUCGCAUUGGCGACAUCAUCGGUCGACGACGCACCAUCUUCUACGGGUCUUGCAUCUUCUUCGUUGGAGGUGCUCUCCAGACUCUGGCUACUUCUAUGCCCAUGAUGAUGGCUGGACGUUUCGUUGCCGGUUUCGGAGUUGGUAUGCUCUCGACCAUUGUGCCUGUUUAUCAGUCUGAGAUCUCGCCCCCUCACAACCGAGGAAAACUGGCAUGUAUUGAGUUCACAGGAAAUAUCGUCGGUUACUCAACAUCUGUCUGGGUUGAUUAUGGCUGCGGCUUCAUUGAGAGUGACUAUUCUUGGCGCAUCCCCCUUGGACUGCAAUGUUUCAUGGGUGCUCUCCUUGGACUCGGCAGUCUGGUCAUUGUUGAAUCGCCUCGAUGGCUUUUGGACAACGACCAUGAUGAGGAAGGUAUGGUGGUCAUUGCUAACCUGUACGGCGGUGGCGACAUUCAUGAUCCCAAGGCUCGAGAUGAAUAUCGCGAAAUCAAGAUGAACGUCCUUCUUCAACGCCAGGAAGGCGAGCGAACAUACAAGGACAUGUUCCGUCGAUACAAGACCCGAGUUUUUAUCGCCAUGUCCGCCCAAGCGCUCGCCCAGCUUAAUGGCAUCAAUGUCAUCUCGUACUACGCACCGUACGUUUUUGAGUCUGCUGGUUGGGUUGGUCAUGACGCUGUCCUCAUGACUGGUUUCAACAGUCUCACAUAUCUCAUGUCAACAAUUCCUCCGUGGUACCUGGUGGAUCGUUGGGGCCGACGCAAGAUCCUUCUUUCUGGUGCCACGGCCAUGGCUAUCUCACUAUCGCUCAUCUCUUACUUCCUCUUCCUCGACAUCAAGUGGACUCCUCGAUUAGUUGUUUUGUUCGUCAUGAUCUACAAUGCCGCUUUUGGUUACUCAUGGGGACCUAUUCCCUGGCUCUAUCCUCCCGAGAUUCUCCCUCUCAGCAUUCGAUCAAAAGGUGCCAGUCUGUCAACAGCAACCAACUGGGCGGCUAACUGGCUUGUGGGUGAGAUGACGCCUAUUCUCCAGGAAUGGAUCAAGUGGCGCAUGUAUCUGGUUCAUGCGUUCUUCUGUGUGGCCAGUGUUGUCAUUGAGACCUGUGGUGUGCGCCUGGAGGACAUGGACUCGCUCUUUGGAGACGCCAGUACCGUCGCUGGUACUCCUUCGCUACACGGCACUGAAACCGGUUCUUUGAUGAGGGCCGGAUCUCCUGUAGGAUCCUCUCGAGGGCUUAUUGGACCCUCAUCUGCUAUCCCCGGGCUUUCUCUCGACCCCCCCGCGAUCGACGAUGACAUCAAGUCCCAGAUGCAGACCGGUGGCGAUGAACGAAGUAUUGGUGGCUGGCUAUCAAGAGUGGUCGGACGAAACAGGUCCGAUAGUGGCAGCAGCGCGCAAGGUCGCUAUGCUCCUCUUGGCCAACAAGAAGAAGGCCGAGAAGGCCGACGUGAUGACUAUUGA